Molecule: messenger RNA, 1796 nt
Organism: Cricetulus griseus (Chinese hamster)
Lineage: Eukaryota; Metazoa; Chordata; Mammalia; Rodentia; Cricetidae
Source: RefSeq, a predicted model, not a curated record
AUGAGCAGCAACUCACCCCCGGCAUGCAUGGAAACUGACAGCAAGAGGUUCAAAAGAAAUAGCAGGAGAACUGAGGGCCCAUCGAAAGUGAUCCACAUCCACAGGAUGCCAAACAGUGUCACCGAAAGAGAAGUUCUCUGUCUGGCGCUGCCAUUCGGGAAGGUGUCCAACCUAAUGUUACUAAAGGGGAAGAACCAGGCCCUCAUGGAGAUGAGCACGGAGGAGAACGCCAACGCCAUGGUCAACUACUACACCUGGGUGACUCCUGUGCUGCGUGGGCAGCCUAUCCACAUCCAGUUCUCCCACUACAAGGAGCUCAAGGUGAGCAGACCCCGCAGCCAGGUGGGUGCCUCUAGUCAGGGCAGUGCCUCCAGCCAGGCCAGUGCCUCCAGCCAGGCAGGUGCCUUCAGCCAGUUGGGUGACCCCAGCCAGUUGGGUGUCCAGCUAGGCCAGGCAGAUACCUCCAUUCAGGUGGGUGCCCAGACAGGCCUGCCAGCUUCUGAGACCUCAGACCAGGCAGGAAAUGUGGCCUCAGCCACCCCUGCCGCUGUUGUGGACACAGGGACUGCAGUGGCCAGGCAGAGCCCUGUGCUCAGGAUCCUUGUGGAGAACUACUUCUAUCAAGUGACCUUGGAAGUGCUACACCAGCUCUUCUCCAGGUUUGGCACGGUACUGAAAAUCAUCAUAUACUCUAAGAACAGCCGGUUCCAGGUGCUGUUACAGUAUGCUCACCCGCUGAGUGCCCAGCGUGCCAAGCUGUUCUUGGAUGGGCAGAACAUCUACGAUGCCUGCUGCACACUGCGCAUUGCCUUCUCUGGGCUCACUGACCUCACAGUCAAGUACAACAAUGAAAAGAGCCGUGACUACACGCGCCCAGACCUGCCCUCAGGUGACAGCCAGCCCUUGCCAGCCCAGAAAAUGACCACAGCCUUCGGUGCACCUGUCGUGAUCGCAGCUUCUCCACAUGCAAGCCCUGGAGUACCUCACACCUUUGCAUUUUCUCAAGUGGCAGCAGGCCUUGCCAUGCCAGAAGUGUGCAAGGCGCUGGCUCCCCUGGCCGUACCAGAAGUGGUUGUGGCAGCGGCCGCAGCUGCAGCAGAGAGCACAGUCGUCACCUCAGGCUCCCCAGGUGGGGCGAACGCUGUCCUUCUGGUUGCCAACCUCAACCCCGAGAAAGUCACACCCCAAAGUCUCUUUAUUCUGUUUGGUGCCUAUGGCAAUGUGCAGCGGGUGAAGAUCCUGUACAAUAGGAAGGAGAAUGCGCUCGUACAGAUGGCAGACGGGUGCCAGGCUGAGCUGGCCUUGAAGCACCUGAAUGGGCACAAGCUGCAUGGCAAGUCUCUGUGCAUCAUGCCAUCGAAGCACCUGAGCGUGAAGCUGCCCCGGGAGGGCAAGGAGGACCAGGGCCUCACCAAGGACUAUGUCAACUCCCCUCUGCACCGCUUUAAGAAGCCCGGAUCCAAGAACUUCCAGAACAUCUUUCCGCCCUCUGCCACCCUGCACCUCUCCAACCUCCCCACCUCGGUCUUGGAGGAAGACCUCAAGAAACUCUUCUCCAGCAGUGGGGGUUCUGUCAAGGCUUUCAAGUUCUUCCCAAAGGACCACAAGAUGGCGCUGAUCCGGAUGGGUUCUGUAGAGGAGGCCAUACAGGCCCUGGUCGACCUGCAUGGACACCUCCUAGGCCAGAACCACCACCUGCGAGUCUCCUUCUCCAGGAUCACCAUCUAGAGGACCCUGCUGGGCUCACUGCAGACAGCUUCCUACACUAGACAAAAAGACACUUUAAAAGCCACUGG